This is a messenger RNA of Penicillium samsonianum, 564 nucleotides long. RefSeq lists its product as uncharacterized. The transcript has a single exon. Bases 1 to 564 code for a protein of 187 amino acids. The record is from RefSeq and is a predicted model, not a curated record. NCBI's taxonomy places the organism in Eukaryota, Fungi, Ascomycota, Eurotiomycetes, Eurotiales, Aspergillaceae.
AUGGAGGGUUUUCUCGCGCAGACUUUUCAUCCCACAAUCCGCUAUCAACGCGGCCAGUACCUCUCCCACGACAUACACCUUCCACAGUGCCUCUCCUACGACGCACCCCACAAUCCGUUACCCACGCGGUCAAUACCUCUCCAUUCGACGUACACCACAAGUGCCUCUCCUACCACGCAGACGCACCUCACUUUCGUCGGUGCCUCUCCAUUCGACGCACAUCACCUUUCCCCACAUUUCACGCGGCUCACCCGCUUCGUACGCGGCAACAUAUCAUCUUUCCAACAUUCCGACACCGAGUCGUCCGAGCACGUACUUAUCAGCGCUUUCUCCGACUUCGUCAUUUCCGACAAUCGACGUCUCGCCAGUCAGCCCAGCUACACUCCGGACAACGUCUUUUACGAUGCAAAUUCAACUUACAACAAGCUAGAUUCCGGAAACGCUCCCGCUAAACCAGAGCAAUGCCAUCUCAAUCCAGCUUCCGCCACCACCAACAACCCCACUACAGCCAAUACCGUCACCGGCAACCCCAUGAUAUGCUACAAUAACAUUUUCACCGCCUAG